Molecule: messenger RNA, 285 nt
Organism: Haemonchus placei
Lineage: Eukaryota; Metazoa; Nematoda; Chromadorea; Rhabditida; Trichostrongylidae
Source: the annotation of a GenBank genome assembly
AUGUCCCCUCAGCCCCUGUCACCCCCUCAAUCAGCGGCCGUCUCUGACAUAGACGAGGCCGCAGACGAUGUCGGAGAGGUUCCUGAAUUCGACGUCGUCACUACGGAAAGAUACGCGAGCAUUUCCAUAACAUCGAUUGUGUUAAACCUGAAAAUCGCUGAGAGACGAGCUCCGAAGAAGGCGAUUCCGCCGAAACGUCACCCUAAUAAAUUAUUUAACCCAUUGACGACCAUGCAGUCCACAUGUGGAUUGCAGUUGUAUAUUUUAUUUAUCGCCACUUAUUAA